AUGCCUCUGGUCGAAGUUCUAGGCACAUCCCGCUCCCAUGCGACCCCCGGCUGGGCCUACGUACCCGAAACCGCCCUCCAAAAAUCAUCUACCGCAUUAACCACAAGCCGCAAACGCGGAAUCCGUGAACCCGGCCGUUCGGGCGGCGGCACAGACUUGACAUCUCGACAGAACCAUGCCAUAAUCCGGCAUUUGGCCGAACUCGAUCGCGAAAACCAUCGCGAUAAUGUGCACAUUCCGGUCCCCGCGCGGAAGGAUGCGAUUCAGAGGGAUAAUGGGAAGGGGCCGAGGGCGAAGACGACGAGUAAUGUGAGACGGAUUUUGCAGAGUCAGAAGACGUUUAAGAAUUAUUUGGAUGAUGAGGAUGCUGCUUUGGCUCAUUCUACGACUACUGGUGGUGCAGCGGCCGGGGUGAUACCUGCUGCCAGUGCUGGGGUGUCGAAGGUGGCAAGAGUUGCUGCGAGAAGGAGUUUGACACCUGCUGCUGCUGCUACUGCUGCUACACAGGAUGCCUUGACGACACGACAAAAGCGUGCGUUGGCGAGGAAGACUACAUCAGAUACCACCGCCGAGACACCCGCAACCAAAAAACAAAAACCCGAACAAGCCAAAACCACUGAAGACGUUCAAGGAGAAGAAAUGGACCUCGACUCCCCCCAACCAAUCCAAAAAGGUCUCCUCAAGACCGCCCACGACAACGACCACCUCCUCAAAUCCUACAUACCUUUACCGCCAUCUGAUCGCCUCAUGGCCGCUCUUCUGGCCGAACCGCCAUUACGAUACCACGCAGCUCGCGCGGCGCCGUCAGCUACACACAAACCUGCGCGCAGGUUUUGUACGAUUUGUGGGUAUUGGGGGAAGAUAAAAUGCAAGAAUUGUGGGGUGAGGACGUGUGGGCUGGAGUGUUAUAAGGUUCACGAGGAUUCGAGGUGUGGUGCUUUCUUUUAG
This is a messenger RNA of Talaromyces amestolkiae, 948 nucleotides long. RefSeq lists its product as uncharacterized. The transcript has a single exon. The coding region runs from base 1 to 948 and encodes 315 amino acids. Gene Ontology annotation, cellular component: Swr1 complex. Gene Ontology annotation, molecular function: nucleosome binding. The record is from RefSeq and is a predicted model, not a curated record. Lineage: Eukaryota; Fungi; Ascomycota; Eurotiomycetes; Eurotiales; Trichocomaceae. Gene Ontology annotation, biological process: chromatin remodeling.